Molecule: messenger RNA, 615 nt
Organism: Monopterus albus (swamp eel)
Lineage: Eukaryota; Metazoa; Chordata; Actinopteri; Synbranchiformes; Synbranchidae
Gene: hes2.1
Product: hes family bHLH transcription factor 2, tandem duplicate 1
Exons: 3
Coding region: 1-606 (201 amino acids)
Biological process (GO): regulation of DNA-templated transcription
Molecular function (GO): protein dimerization activity; DNA binding
Source: RefSeq, a predicted model, not a curated record
AUGAGUCCCAGCAUCACCGCUGAGGCCAGCCAGCCUCUCCCUGCCAGGUCCACCGUGGCCCAAAGAAAACAAGCCAACGAGCUAAGAAAGACCCUGAAACCCUUGUUGGAGAAGAAAAGACGUGCUCGUAUUAAUGACAGUCUCAGUCAUCUGAAGAGUCUGAUUUUGCCUCUUGUUGGCAAAGACAACGCGCGCUACUCCAAGCUGGAGAAAGCUGAUAUUCUGGAAAUGACCGUACGGUUCCUCAGAGACCUGCCUUCCACUCCAGCCAAAGACUCCGCGGACAGCUACAGAGAAGGCUACAAAGCCUGCCUCCAACGCGUCUCCGCUCUGCUUCCCAAAACAAGCAUGGAUCAAGACACGUGCCAGCGGAUGAACAACUUCGUCCAGCAGUCCAUGUCCGCAAACGUCACCCCAGCCUGCCUGAACUGCUGCGCUCACAGCUCCAGGACCUUCCCUCAGUUCCAACAGAGACUCCUGAGCUUCAAAUCCAGCUUCAGCUCCAGACUGGAAAGCCAUUCCCGAAGCAGCGAAGGCGCAAUGGCUCCAGGCGGAGCGCAGCCGGACCCGCAGCCAGUCGGCGCUGCUAUGUGGAGACCUUGGUAGAUUAGAGUG